This is a messenger RNA of Rotaria sp. Silwood1, 390 nucleotides long. The record is from the annotation of a GenBank genome assembly. Lineage: Eukaryota; Metazoa; Rotifera; Eurotatoria; Philodinida; Philodinidae.
AUGCUUUCAAACCAGGAUAAUGAACCAUUCAUUGCAAAGAAUGAUGCUUUAGGAUAUGUUCAUGGAGAAAAAUUAUACAAACAAAUUGAAUCUCAUUUUGAAGCUUAUCUUAUCAAACUUCAUCAAGUAGCUCAAUGUCUUGUUGAUGAAGAGAAUCGUAUUAAAUCCUAUCUACAUCCAUCAACCUUGGAACCAAUCCUAAAAAUUCUUGAUAAUGUACUCAUUCGCGAUAAUCUUGAUCGUAUACUUGAUGAAGCUGAGUUUCUUUUCAAUAACAGUAGAAAUCAAGGUGAGCAUGUAUCCAUUAUUCAUUCUCCUAUCAUUGCUUUACGUAUCCGAUUCUGUGCAUUGAUGCCCAAACAGAUCAAUGUUGCUAGAAGUGAAUUAUAA